AUGAGCGCCGGUUGUUCGCGAGGUGGUGCUACGCCAACCACCCUGUCACAGGCAGUGCGUGACAACAAUCUCGCAGUUGCAAGACAACUACUGCAAAAUGGGGCUGAUCCUAACGUAGACGCAGAGGAGAGCAGUUCGAAGCCACUCAUAGCAGCUACAGCAUCGGACAACAUGGAGAUGAUGCAGCUCCUCCUCGAGUACGGGGCGCGCACUUACUUCUGUGACCAUCAUGGCAACAUGACUGCUGUCGACCUGCUGUGCCGCUAUGACAGCACCGCCAAUUUGCAGAACAGGCGCCACCGAGCACCGAUCAUAGAAGGCCGCAGCCAUGGUCACCACGAUGUUGUGCAAUACCUGCUUCGUGCAGAGCACACUGAGGCUGCAUCCAAAGUGGACGAAAGUGGACAUACACGCGUUCAUACCACUACUACUACUACCACCACCACUGCUGCUACUCUCAUGGCAAGUAAUGCACGAUCUUUCAGCUCUAUUUGCCUCAUUCUGCAUGACAUGCUACUGCAACAAAUGUAUGCCAAUGCGUGA
Hydatigera taeniaeformis is the source of this 543-nucleotide messenger RNA. Lineage: Eukaryota; Metazoa; Platyhelminthes; Cestoda; Cyclophyllidea; Taeniidae. The record is from the annotation of a GenBank genome assembly.